AUGGCAGCGAUUCUAGUGACAGGUGCGACCGGCAAGCAAGGCAGCGCGCUCAUCAGAAAUCUCGUCGCCAAAAAUGCACCCUACGAGAUUCUCGCCGUGACGCGAAACUCCAAUUCCGGGCUCGCCCACCAACUGCGCCAACUUUCGUCCCAGAUCAAACUCGUUGAGGGCAAUCUCGACAACCCCGCGGGGAUCUUUGACAAUGCGCACAAAGCCACUAAGUCCCCGAUUUGGGGGGUCUACAGUGUCCAGGUGGCAAUUGGGAACGGCUCCCAGGAAGAGCCCCAGGGCAAAGCCCUCGUCGACGAAGCCCUGAAGCAGAACGUCAAGUUCUUCGUGUACAGCUCGGUCGACCGUGGCGGCGAGGCCUCGUCCACCACGCCGACCAAGAUCCCCCACUUCCAGCACAAACACAACAUCGAGCGGUACCUGGUCGACAAAUCCAAGGACACCGAGAUGAAGUGGUUCAUCCUGCGCCCGACGGCGUUCUUCGAAAACCUGGUGCCGGGCUUCUUCGGCAAGGUCUUUGCCACCUGCUUCAAGAUGGCGCUCAAGGGCAAGCCGCUGCAGAUGGUGGCCACCAGCGAUAUCGGCUACUUUGGCGCCGAGGGCUUCCUGCAUCCGGAGGCCUGGGCGGGCAAGGCGCUCUCCCUGGCGGGCGAUGAGAUCACCUACGACCAGAUGGUCGAGAUCUUCGAGCAAAAGACGGGGCAGCCCAUCCCGUCGACCUUCCGGGUGCUGUGCUCCAUGUUCAUGGCGUCGAUGAAGGAUAUGGGGUAUAUGUUCAAGUGGUUCCACGAUGAGGGGUACAAGGCGGAUAUCCCCGAAUUGCGGCGGAUGCACUCGGAGCUGAAGGAUUUUGGGACGUGGUUGGAGACGGAGAGUGAGUUUGAGAUGACAAAGUGA
Messenger RNA from Aspergillus brunneoviolaceus CBS 621.78, 906 nucleotides. Its product is annotated as nucleoside-diphosphate-sugar epimerase family protein. NCBI's taxonomy places the organism in Eukaryota, Fungi, Ascomycota, Eurotiomycetes, Eurotiales, Aspergillaceae. The record is from RefSeq and is a predicted model, not a curated record. Bases 1 to 906 code for a protein of 301 amino acids. The transcript is spliced from 2 exons.